AUGGAAUACGUCAACCUCGGCCGCACCGGCCUGCGCGUCUCGCGCCUCUGCCUCGGCACGAUGACCUUCGGGUCGCCCGCGUGGCGCCCCUGGAUACUGCCCGAGGACGCCAGCCGCCCGUUCAUCCGGCGCGCGCUCGACGCGGGAAUCAACUUCUUCGACACCGCCGACAUGUACUCCCGCGGCGUCAGCGAGGAGAUCGUCGGCCGCGCUCUCGACGACUUCACCACACGCGACCAGGCGGCGGCUCGCGGGACGGACUACGUCGACCUCUACCAGAUCCACCGGUUCGAUUCGCACACCCCGAUCGAGGAGACCCUGGAGGCGCUCGACGCCAUCGUCCGCGCCGGCAAGGCGCGCUACAUCGGCGCGUCGAGCAUGUACGCCUGGCAGUUCGCGCAGAUGCUGCAGGUCUCCGAACGGCGCGGCUGGGCGCGUUUCGUGUCGAUGCAGACCACUACAACCUCGUCUACCGCGAGGAAGAGCGCGAGAUGCUUCCCUUGUGCCGCGCCGAGGGCAUUGGCGUCAUUCCGUGGAGCCCCCUGGCGCGCGGGUUCCUGGCCGGGAACCGCGAGCGGGCGACCGGUUCGGAGGACAAGAGAGGGCGGCGACACGCUGCGCGCGCAGACCGACGAGUACGCCCAGUCGCUCUACUACGCCGACGCGGACUUCCGUGUCGUCGACCGGGUCGUCGAGCUCGCCCGCCGGCACGGAGGGUGA
Geodia barretti is the source of this 720-nucleotide messenger RNA. Lineage: Eukaryota; Metazoa; Porifera; Demospongiae; Tetractinellida; Geodiidae. The record is from the annotation of a GenBank genome assembly.